This is a messenger RNA of Emiliania huxleyi CCMP1516, 882 nucleotides long. RefSeq lists its product as hypothetical. The record is from RefSeq and is a predicted model, not a curated record. The coding region runs from base 1 to 882 and encodes 293 amino acids. NCBI's taxonomy places the organism in Eukaryota, Haptophyta, Isochrysidales, Noelaerhabdaceae. Gene Ontology annotation, molecular function: enzyme regulator activity; calcium ion binding. The transcript has 4 exons.
AUGGCGGCAGUCGCCGCGCAAGCGGCGAUCCUCAUCCUCGCCACGAUGGCAGCUGUGCAAGCCUUCCUCGCCUCGCCUCCUCCGCGGCCGCGGCCGCCUCCGCCGUCGCCGUCUCUGCCUCCCCCACCGCCUCCGCUGCCCCCACCACCCCCAAGGCCGCCACCGUCGCCGCCGCCAACGCCCUGGCGGCUGGGAGACGCUCGAAAGAGGCUCGCCAUCCUCUCGGCCACCCUCUCGCUCGUGGACCGCGCCCCUUUUGCACUCGCGACCAAGGCAGCACUAAACGCGACGGGGCGCGCCUCAGAGAUUGGCAUCAACGCCCACGUGCAGGUUGGGUGCGGCAUCUCAUACUCUAGCGCAGAGAAGCCGGCGGUGGACAUUGUGGGGGUCGAGGGCUGCGAGCACGGCUUGUGUGGCCCCGACGACUCGAGAACAAGCAGCGCCCGCCGCUUCCACCCAUGGUCCGACCUCAAACGGCACUGCUGGGUGCACGGCUCGCUCUGGUGGCUCCGCCACUGGGCCGGGGCCUUCCUCGCCGACAAGAUGCUGCGCGCAGUGCCGUUCCCUGACCUGAGCGCGUCCGACGGCGCGCCAGAGCUCAAAGAGGCCUUCAACCUCUUCGACAUCGACUCGUCCGGCUCGAUCGACAUCAAGGAGCUGCACGCAGCGAUGCGCUCUCUUGGGGCAUCGGAGGAGUCUGCCGAGGGCCACAUCGACAUCAAGGAGCUGGAGACGGUCCUCACCAAGCUGCAAAUCGACAGGCAUGGCACCAAGGUGGAAACCGUCUUCAACGAGGCGGACACUAACGACGACCGUAAGGUGACAUUCGACGAAUUCGUCGUGAUGUUCGUGUCUCAGAAAAAGGCCGGAGCCGCAGCGUGA